AUGAGUGUAACUGUAUCUCCAGAGGCCUACCGCACUAUGAUCGUGUUUGCCGCAAGUCAUUGUACAAAGGCAGUGCAUGGAAUUCUAGUUGGUUCAACCUCCGAUGAUAGGUUUGUUGUUCAGAAUGCGUUUCCUAUUUGCCAUGAGACACCAACAAGACCGUUGGUUGAUAUUGCAGAAGCGCUGGUGGAAGCUAUGCUUGCUGACGACAAUAACUCAAACAUCAUUAUUGGAUGGUUCAUGUCACCCGAAGUCUUAUCGGAUAGAUCGUCUGGUCCUGUCGCAAUGAGGGUUGCUUCAGUGUUGCCGAAAAAUACUGAAAAUGGGGUUUUGCUAGUGCUUCAAAACGAAGAAAUCGGACAGCUGGCAUCCAAUGAAAAAAUCAUGGGAGCGGAGUGCAUGCAAGGUUUUGGGAAAGACUUCGGGAAACAAUGGACUCAAGCACUGGAGGUUUCGAUUCUUGACCAAAAAAGCAGCACCGAAAGGACAAGGAAGGACAUAAUCAGUGGAAGAAAAAUAGAGGACCUCACUGAUCACUGGCAAAACGGCGUAUCAACGCCAUGGCAUCCUAUAGUUACAUAG
Cylindrotheca closterium is the source of this 582-nucleotide messenger RNA. The record is from the annotation of a GenBank genome assembly. NCBI's taxonomy places the organism in Eukaryota, Bacillariophyta, Bacillariophyceae, Bacillariales, Bacillariaceae.